UUAUUCAUUCGAAGAGAGAGAGAGAGGAGAUAAUCGACUGUUCAUCCUCUUCCCCCCUUCGAGUGAAAACAGAGGAGCAGCGGCGACUCGGCGGCAAAAGCCUCUCGAUCCCGGCGGCGUUUUCUUCUCUUCCCCCUCUCCACUCACUUCUCCUUAGCAGCGACGCCUCACUCCAUCAUUGAUUCUAACUUUAGCGUAACGUCCCUUCUCGGUGAAACCAGAGCCGGACUCGAAGGAAGUCACUGUCCAUCAUCCCAACCUCCCGAACAGAGCAAGAGAAACGGCGAACAGACACCCCUCCCUUCACUUAUUUUUAUUUCUUUUCCUUUCUCUCUCUUUCUCCCUCUCUUGUCCGUUCUUUUUUCAUUUUCACAUCCCAUACACCGCUGUGAGUCUUUCGUUCGUCAUUCACGUCGGCUGGUGUGUCGUGUUAGCUCCAACGUAUAUUCUGCUCAUCAACUCUGAAAAUCUUAAGCUCAGAACUCCAUUUUCGUACAAUAGAUCCCUUCAGACCGACUCCGAAUCAAAGAGGUCAGAUCCUGAAACGAGACUGCGGUUCCCCUGUUGCAUUGUGUAAAUCCAGGCCAACACCCAAACCAAGUAUGCCCUUCCUUCACUAGAUGGUUAUCCCUCCACCAGUCAAACCGCCUAGAAUAACAAAAUUUAUUAAGCCAUAUGUGCUGAGGAUGCACUUCACAAACAAGUACGUCAGCGCGCAAGUCAUCCACUCGCCAACAGCAACAGUAGCCACCUCUGCAAGCUCACAAGAGAAGGCAUUAAGAUUAAGCAUGGAGAAUACUCGAGAUGUUGCUGCUGCAUCAAAGAUUGGGAAGAUUCUAGGGGAGCGCUUGUUGCUCAAGGACAUUCCAGCUGUAUCUGUUAUUUUGAAGAGAGAGCAGAAGUAUCACGGCAAGAUAAAGGCUGUUAUCGACUCUUUGAGGGAAACAGGUGUGAAAUUUAUUUAAUACAGAACAAAUCUCCUAUGAUUGCUUACAUAAAAUGCUGUUGCAAUAGAGGACCUUCUUCCAGCAUGGAGGUUUAUGUUCUGGUUGUUCUUUGGACUUCAGAUAAAAAAGAAUAAUAAUUUCUUUUAUUUUGGGCCAUGAGAGAUUAAGGCA
This is a messenger RNA of Nelumbo nucifera (sacred lotus), 1118 nucleotides long. RefSeq lists its product as uncharacterized. Gene Ontology annotation, biological process: translation. Gene Ontology annotation, cellular component: ribosome. The record is from RefSeq and is a predicted model, not a curated record. NCBI's taxonomy places the organism in Eukaryota, Viridiplantae, Streptophyta, Magnoliopsida, Proteales, Nelumbonaceae. Gene Ontology annotation, molecular function: structural constituent of ribosome; 5S rRNA binding.